AUUUCGAACACAAAUAAACAUGUUUGCUGAGGGAACGUGUGGACGUGUUUUACAGUAGCAAACCAGAUUACAUUGAUUUCCAUGGGAGGCGCUCCUUUUCAGUGUUCGGUGUUGAAUUUGUCAGUCCUUUAUGGCACAAUGGCCGUGUAUUAAAAAUAUAGUGAGCUCUUUACCUUGGACAGUAGUUUUGGGCAUCUCAGAUACGUUCUGACAGACACAACCGAGUGAUCUAGGUAGGCAGCUUACUAGGCUUUGAAACACCGCCUUGUCUAUGCGGGGACGACUGUCUGGGCUAACAGGAUCCGAGUUGGAUUAUUUAUCUAUCGCAACCUAGCAGCACUCUCUGGUCCAAAUCCUGGCUUUGGUCACUAUUGCCAGGCAUGCGGAUCAGGCUGCAGGGCUCUGGCCACGCGGCCCGUCUCCUCUCCGAGCUCAACCGCUACCGCCUGUCUCGCCUCCUGUGUGACGUCAUCCUCCAGGUCGGGGGCCGUUCCUUCCCGGCUCAUCGUGUGGUACUGGCGUGCUCUUGCACGCACUUUAACAGCCUCUUCUCCAGAGGUUCCCUCAACCAAGAUGGCGUUCUCACCACCUUCUCUCUGGACUUUGUCUCUGCCGCCAAUCUCGAGAAGGUGUUGACUUUUAUCUACACGGGUGAGAUUUUCACGGAUUUGAUCAAUGUUGGUGUGCUGUAUGAGUUGGCGGAAAGGCUUGGCGUGAGGGAGUUGGUGAACGCUUGCCAUGCCACCUUUCCUGACCUGCAGAGCUCCAGCUCUAGAGACCCGGUGGCCGAUGGGGAUACGGAAAGUGAUAUGGUGUCCGCCAACGCCGUGGCUGUGUCCGUUUGCUCAUCCUCCGCAACAUCCUGCUCCUCGCUCUCUUCUUCAGCCGCUCCCACACCUGUAACUCCAUCUCCGGUUUCUCAAGGCAAGAACGGCAGGUUGAAUCGCUCCCACUUGGCCACCCAGUCACCUAAAAACGACUUGCAGGUGCAUUUGGGUUUCAACCAGCAAGUGACCAACAAGCUGAGUCCUUCGGACAGCAACCAUUCUGCAGAUGUUCUUCCUUGUCUUGCUUUGCAGCUCAAGACUGAGCAGGAGGAUGAAGAAGAAAAUGGAGGAAGCAACUCAGUGGACCAGCUUGUUGUUAAUGGUAGCAAGUCAGCGUUUGGGUCUCAGGAACCAUGUUCCAUUCCUGAUUCUUCAGCCCAGCUUGGCGGUGAAACCUGCGCCCCUUCAUCGUCCUCCGGUGACCCCUUGGACAGUUUGCAGCUUGGGGCUGUUACAGGAGCAAUCAAAGAUUCUGAUUUUUUUGAAGAAGAUGAUGCCAGAAAGAGGCACCGCCUAGAGGAAGAGCAUACGGAAAGUGGUGAUCAGUGGCGAGCACUUUCAGAGGACAUUAUUGAACUGAGCGACGAGGAGGAGCACUUCAUAGUGGAGGAAGAGGACGACGAGGACUUGAUGUGCAUUGAGAACGGUGAAAACGGGGUAUCUCUUGGCCAGCUGGCGUCCUCGCAGCCAUGCAAAUCGUGCGGGAUGCUGCUUCCGGUGGAAAACGACAUCAUACGAACUCACGCUGAGACGCACCUCUCGGAAUCGGGUUCGUGUCUAGUUUGUGGCGCCUCCUUCUCGGAUCGUUCUGCUGGUGUCGCUCACGCCCUCACACACGUGGGCAUCUUGCUCUUCUCCUGCGACGUUUGUGAGCACCAAUUCCGGACCGAGUCCGCAUUGAUUCUCCAUAGACGUCAGUCAGCAGCCAAAUGUGUCCCUCAGAAUCCCGACCAACUGAACGGGGCCUCCCAAGGGCAAGGAGGGGAACUGCAGUGCACCAUUUGUGCUAAAACCAUGGCAAAUGAUUUCAAAGCGGUGAGGGACCACGUUCAGAGCCACGCAUGCUUGAGGACGUUACGCUGUGGAGUAUGCCAGCUGUCUCAGGCCUCUCGAUGCGCCCUCCUGUGGCACACACUAACACACCUUUUUCCAAUUUACACUUGUCCACAAUGCGCUAACCCCUUCCUGGAGAGUGCACUGCUUGAGAGACACCUGUCUGUACACGCAGAGGAAGGAGCGUCAGUGAAACGGGGCGACGGCAGUCCCGCAACCAGCGGAGAAGGCCAGGCCGAGCUGCGCUGCUUCCUGUGUCCCCAGACCUUCCCCUCCGAAACCGCGUUUCAUUACCAUCUCAGCGUGCAUUCCAACGAGCUCCAGGGCAGCCAGGUUUGGCCGGCCAAGCGCAAGGCAGACCAGCUCAUCGAAUACUCCUCCUCCUCCUCCUCGCCUUUGGAGGCGAGCGGCUCGGGUAAAGCAGGUUUCAACGUGAGCAUGGGCUUCAACCUGCAGGACAAAAUGGCUCACGAAGGCGCCCCGUUUCCAGCCGGAAUCGUACUGAACGGCAAAUCCGGUGCUGGCACGGGGCUUAGGGAAAAAGUGUAUCGCUGCCGGUACUGCGGCAAGCAUUUUGCACAUUCGGGCGAGUUCACCUACCACCUCCGCAUCCACACGGGUGAGAAGCCCUACCAGUGCAAAGUGUGCCUGCGCUUUUUCCGUGGCCGAUCCACCAUGAUCUGCCACCUAAAGACGCACUCGGGCGCCCUCAUGUACCGCUGCACCGUCUGCGGAUUGUUUUUCUCCACGCUUAAAAUGGUUUCCACGCACAUGGAGGUCCAUGAAGACCAGCUGCCGCCCGAUUUUAACAUCGAGGAGACCUUCAUGUAUAACGACCACUCUAAAGAGCCCGUCCCAAACCUGGACACCUGAACAACGUUGCCCUCCGAACUCUCCGUCACACUGUGUGCCCACGUUUACUUACUCAGUAGGUUGUCGAGGACAAGUGACCGUAGACCUAGAAAGUAAUGAAGUGUUUAAAGGGAUAGUUCACUUUGAAAUACAU
Messenger RNA from Pimephales promelas (fathead minnow), 2886 nucleotides. It is a transcript of the gene zbtb39, whose product is annotated as zinc finger and BTB domain containing 39. Lineage: Eukaryota; Metazoa; Chordata; Actinopteri; Cypriniformes; Leuciscidae. The record is from RefSeq and is a predicted model, not a curated record. Gene Ontology annotation, biological process: regulation of transcription by RNA polymerase II. Gene Ontology annotation, cellular component: nucleus. Gene Ontology annotation, molecular function: protein binding; DNA-binding transcription factor activity, RNA polymerase II-specific.